UGUCUGAAAUGGUCUAGGGUUUCCUGCCUGAGCAGGGGGUUGGACUAGAUGACCUCCAAGGUCCCUUCCAACUUUAUUAUUAUUAUUAUCAUCAUCAUCAUCGCUGGGUGUGAUAAUCUGUGUUGGAGACAGUCUGCAAGCAAAGACGUUAUGGAAAUCGUAGGGGUCCAUGGGCAUAGAAGUAAACUCCAGGAUUGUUAAAUUUCCACCUGAGAUACAGUGGGAUUUUCUCCUCAAUAUUUGCAGAAUUGCAUUAGUGAGCUCAUGACAAUGAUAGAACCAUCACCCCAUUUCCAGAACCCAUUAAACCUGGUUAGUUUAAGCCCAGUUAGCAUCUUUUGGGGAAUGCCUCGACCGAGACAGCUCACGGGGUUGUUUUAUGGGCCAAUGUCCUGCCUGCACUUGGGAAAAAUAGUUAAAUUAAUUCAGCCGUGAAGUGAAUAACCAAGAUGUUACACAAUUCCUGGACUCUCAUUUGGCUUUGUUACAACCUUGCUUGCAUUCGAGCCUUUUCUAGAUGUGGUACUCAGAGAUGCCAGUUUAAAAAUAAAGUCCCCGACAGAAGACAAUUUCCAGGGAUUGCCAGAGAAUGACUAAGGAGAAGAAGUGUUCUUGUUAUCUUUCUGGAACACACAUGGAGGUUAUCAACCCUAUUUCUGCUGAUGUUUGGUCUACCAGUCAGUUGUCCUUCAUGUCUCAUUGCAGAGAGACGCUCCAGCCAAAGAGAGCAGAAGAUGAGUCUCGUCAGCUUCUUCUUCACCCUCGGCCUGCUGCCUCUUGUCACCCUGGAUUGUCCCCGCCCUUGCCGUUGUGCCGCCAACAUCAUUGACUGCAUGUCAACCGAACUCAGCGACGACAUGAUCCCCCUCUCCUUUUCAGCCUCCACCACCAAGCUCUAUCUCAACAACAACUACCUGACCUUCAUCCCCAAAGGCCUCUUUGACAACCUGCACCACCUCCAGGCGGUCUACCUGCGGGGGAACCCUUGGGAAUGUACCUGCCACAUUCUCUACCUCCGCUCCUGGCUGCAGUGGCAAGACAACCGCACUUUGUAUCGCGACGUGGUGUGUUCGAGCCCCGCCCACCUUCAAGGUCGGAUCAUCACCUACCUGUCCGAAGACGAGAUCCUCUCUACCUGCCAGUCCUGGUACUGCGGCGUGGCUCUGGUGGCCCAGAUCUGCCUCUUCGUCUUCCUCUUGGUGCAGGCCAUCUUGCUCCUCCUUGUGGUUUUCUACAUCUGCCGGUUCCAGCGGAUAGCCAAGGAAGCCAGAAGGACAAUGGUGGAGUUUUAUGAGAAUACGGAUCCGUGGGAAAACGCUCGUAAAAGCAGUAUUGACUGAGGUCCGUGGAGAUUCUCAGUCUUCCGGGUCAUGGUUGUCCCAAAGCUGCUUUUUUUUUUUUUUUAAAGGGGGAACUGGACUUUCUUGUUUUGUUUUUUCUUUGUGAAGACGUUUCACUUCUCAUCCAAGAAGCUUAUUUCGUUGCAAGAAGCAAAAUGUCUUCCAAGAAGCAAACUCAGAAAGGCCAGUUGGCUUUUGAAAAAAAAAAAAAGCACCUUUGGGACAGGAUUGAUGGAUUGAUUACUGGAUAAGAAUAGCCUUUCUCUUACUGACCGCACAAUUCACUUAAUGACUAGUGAUUCGGUUAAUGGCCGUGGCAAAGAAAAAGGUGGUAAACUGUCUUGCCUAACGAAAGUUGUGAAUGCUCCAACACUGUAAGUUUUUAAGAAGGGAAAGCCCUUUGUCUGAAAUGGUACAGGAUUUCCUGCCUGAGCAGGGGGUUGGACUAGAUGACCUCCAAGGUCCCUUCCAACUUUAUUAUUAUUAUUAUAAAAGCCAUUCUGGUCCCAGUUGUGUAUAAUCCUUCCGUGUUCUUUCACUUUGUUAAAUGCCAGGCGAUACUUGUUGCUUUUAUUAUUAUUAUUAUUAUUAUUAUUUCAACGUACUAAUGUGGUCCUUCUUCCCCACCAAUCUGGAUUACCUUCAGUUAUUAAACCUCAAUUUUUAAUCUCCAGUUGCUAAAAUUCAGUUAUUAAACCUCUUUAAAAAAAAAAAAAACACCUCAUGGGCAGUUUUUAAGAAGACACGGGACCAUCAUUUGUCUGAAAUGGUACUUGAGCAGGAGGUUGGACUAGAGGACCUCCAAGGUCCCUUUUCACUCUGUUAUUAGGCAGGUUAAAGAGAUUACACAGCAGAGAGAGAGAUGAUUUGGGCUUCUCUUCAAAAACCUAUCGUCCCUCAAGCUUUUUUUCUUUCAAACCACACAAGGAAGUUUGUGUUGCCCAAUGUCUCUCUUUCUCUCUCCCUCUUUUUCAAUGUAUGCCAAUUUGAUUUAAAAAAUAAUAUAUAUAUAUAUUUUUAAUCUCACUUCCAGAAAAUUAUUUUCUCUGUCCCCACCAGAGGGCGCACAAACCCCACUGAACUUUGUUUUCUACUCUUUCACGGUUAGGUUAGCAAAUUGGUGUCUUCAAUUGUUAACUUCUUUUUCUCCAUCACAGCCAAAAAAGAAAAGAGAUUUAUUUCUGAGAUGAUGGCUCUGUUAAAAGAAUGCACCUACAUCGAUUCUGUACAAAAUCUCAUCUGCACAAAGAGUGGAGUUUUCUUGGGGCUUAUUUCCCAACUUUCUCAAGAUAAUUCUGGUAUUUUAUUAAUACAAAUAAUGUACGCAACUAACCCUCUGCAGACAGACAAGAAAAAUUAUAGAACUUCUCCAUUCGUGAAUACAAUAGAACAACUAUCA
Molecule: messenger RNA, 2739 nt
Organism: Crotalus tigris (Tiger rattlesnake)
Lineage: Eukaryota; Metazoa; Chordata; Lepidosauria; Squamata; Viperidae
Gene: GP1BB
Product: glycoprotein Ib platelet subunit beta
Exons: 2
Coding region: 663-1340 (225 amino acids)
Source: RefSeq, a predicted model, not a curated record